AUGGAGUUCUUUAUGGUUGCAAUAUUCAUAAUUCUCUUGAUAGAGAUUAUUGUUUGUACGACAGCAAUGCUACCAAUAUCAAUGAACAUGAGAAAGUCUAUAUUCUCAGGUUUGAGCAGAUUGUUGGAUGGCCACACUACCAAGAUCAUCUUCCGCGUCGUCUUUGUCAUCCUGCUCGGUAUCUUUGCCGACUCGAUCCAGAACUCAUUGGCCAUCGACAAGAAGAUCCACAACGAGGAGCACGCCCACGAGCGCAACAGCCUCUACCUGCGUCUGUUCAGAUUCCAGCGCAACAUCUACUUGACCGGCUUCACCCUGUACCUCUUCUUCCUGAUCUACCGCGCCCAGUCGGUCGUGCAGCAGCUGACCUCUGUCGAGAACAAGAGCAACGCCGUCAUCAAGCAGGCCGAGCAGAACAAGACCCAGACCGACAAGAUGCUUCGCGAGAACAAGGAUCUCGAGGACGAGGUUGCCAAGCUGCGCAAGAUGGAGAAGGAGUUCAAGGCCAUGAAGUCCCAAUCAGAGGGUUUGACACGCGAGUACGACAGGCUCAAGGCUGAGUACGAUGAUCUCAAGGGCACCAAGUCCAAGGUUAGCAAGAAGGUUGAU
This is a messenger RNA of Acytostelium subglobosum LB1, 609 nucleotides long. RefSeq lists its product as hypothetical. Gene Ontology annotation, cellular component: endoplasmic reticulum; endoplasmic reticulum membrane. Gene Ontology annotation, biological process: intracellular protein transport; endoplasmic reticulum to Golgi vesicle-mediated transport. The transcript has a single exon. The record is from RefSeq and is a predicted model, not a curated record. The annotation marks the transcript as partial. Lineage: Eukaryota; Evosea; Eumycetozoa; Acytosteliales; Acytosteliaceae.